GGGGGCGGCGGUUGUUUUUAAAGCCCGUCUCUUCCCCCGCCCCCCCAGCAGGAGGUGGGCGGGCGCAGGGCUCCCCUCUGCAGCCUGGGGGAAGGGGAGCUGGCCCCUUUGCUUUCUGCGUGGGGAUUCACCCGGCGGGCUGGGAGCACGAGCGAGCAGAUCCCGGGGCUCUGCGCGCGUGUGGCGGACGCAGCUCGCCCGCCGCAGGGACACGCCGACUCCUGCGUUGUUUACCGUGCGAGGGGAGGCAGGAAAUCAGAGGUGGGGGAAGCUGGGUAGAAGACCCCUUCCCCCUCCCACACCACGAGAAAACCAAGGUCCAGGCGCAGGGUCGGAUCCGCCCGGCGGGGGUCUGGACCCGGCUGGCCGCUGAGCCCGACCCUCUCCCCACGCUGCGAGGGCGGGGAGCGCUGCGUCCGCGGGGCCGGAGGGCUUGUGUACCGCGGCUGUCCCCGCCCCCCUCCAGUUUGGGGCCGGUCCCCUUCACGCACUAACCCGCCUUGUCUCCCUGGCCUGCGGCAGCCGCCGGUGAAGGGCGCUGCGCGGCGGCGCCCGGGAGAUGGAGGAGGAUACAGCUGGGGGAGGAGAGGCGGGGAGGAGGCACCAGCCGGCGGCGGCGGGCGGAGGAGGAGCAGGCGAGCCGAGGGAUGACAGGGGGAGCGGAGCGGGAGGAGGAGAGGGCAUGUGGGACCAGCUGCUGGACGGGCUCCGCAGCCGGGAUCAAAGAGGCAACAGCGGCGGCUGCAGCCCCUGCCCUAGCCCGGCCGAGAUGGCGCUGCACAAGCAGGAGCAGGCGGUGUCCGAAGCGAAGGGGUCCAAGGCGGAGGAGGAUGGCGAGGCAGCCGCGGCCAUGGGGCUGCAGGGGGCCGGGUCGGGCUUCCAGCCUCCCGAAGGCGGCUUCGGCUGGAUCGUGGUCUUCGCCGCCACCUGGUGCAACGGGUCCAUCUUCGGCAUCCAGAACUCCUUCGGGAUCCUCUACGUGAUGCUGCAGAGCGAUCUGGGCGGCGGCGAGAAGGACCCCACGCUGGAGUUCAAAACAGCGCUGGUUGGAGCCCUGGCCAUGGGGAUGAUUUUCUUCUGCUCGCCUAUUGUGAGUAUCUUCACUGACCGGAUUGGCUGCAGGACGACAGCAGCCUCGGGGGCAGCCAUCGCUUUUAUUGGACUCCUUUCCAGCUCUUUUACAAAGUCCCUUGAAGUCCGCUAUUUCACCUAUGGAAUCCUCUUUGGAUGCGGCAGUUCCUUUGCUUUCCAGCCCUCCCUGGUCAUCCUCGGCCACUACUUCAAACGCCGUCUAGGCUUGGUGAAUGGCAUCGUGGCCGGAGGGAGCUGCCUCUUCUCAAUGUCCCUUCCCUUCUUUUUGAAAACAAUCGGGAGCACCAUCGGGCUAGCUCAUACUUUCCAAGUUCUCAGCGCCUUUAUGUUCAUCCAGAUUCUCUUGUCUCUGACUUUCCGGCCCAUCUUGCCACCUUCUUGUGACUCUCACCAGGAUAGGCAAGAUAAACUGGCCAGCCGGAACAUGAAACAGCAGUGCGGGUCUCAGAUGCGGAAGUAUUUCAACAUGAGGGUUUUCCGGAGACAGACGUACCGAAUUUGGGCUUUUGGGAUUGCGACAGCCGUCCUGGGAUACUUUGUACCUUACGUGCAUCUGAUAAAGUAUGUGGAGGAGGAGUUUAAGGAAAACGAAAAGGAAUGGAUUCUCUUGGUUUGCCUUGGAGCCACAUCAGGGCUUGGGCGCUUGGUUUCUGGCCGGAUUGGUGACUGCAUUCCUGGACUGAAAAAGAUUUUCUUGCAGGUUGCCUCCUUUAUGCUUCUGGGCCUCAUGUGCAUGAUGAUCCCUCAGUGCCAAGCGUUUGAGGGGGUCAUUGUCGUCUGCCUCUUCCUCGGACUUUGUGAUGGAUUCUUUAUAACCAUCAUGGCCCCCAUAGCCUUUGAACUGGUUGGACCCAUGCAAGCUUCUCAAGCCAUUGGCUAUCUCCUGGGACUUAUGGCCAUUCCAAUGACAGCUGGCCCACCAAUAGCAGGAUACCUCCAUGAUUAUUUUGGGAAUUACUACCUAGCCUUUUACUUAGCUGGAGUUCCCCCAAUUAUUGGGGGCUUGGUCCUGUCUGUUGUUCCUCUGAUCCAUCAAAGAAUGCUCAAGAAGCAGCAGAUGGAUUCUGGCAAAGACAAGAUGUUGGUUUCAGAGACUGUCAUGAACGUUUCAGAUCCAUCCCAUCACACAGCGGUGUCAGUGCUGCUUGGAUGAUGCCUUGGAGUGGGAUUCCAUUCCAUGCCACCUCAGUUUAAUCUGCAAUUAACAAAUUCUCAGACUGUUUUUUGAUCCCAUGUGAAGGCAAAAGAAUUCCAAUGGGGGUAAUCUUUGUAUCUUUUGUGAGAGUGCUCUGUCUCUCCCUGUCCUUCAAAGAAUCUAUCUUUGAAGCUGUCAGCAUGCUUUUAUGGACCAUCAGUUAAUCUCGGUAGUAUGGUCUGCCAGCAGACUCGAAUUCCUGCUAUUCAUGUUAAUGUAUACUUGCUGUCCCAUGUUAAUGUACACCAAGAAGGGAACAGCCGCUUACUAUCUAAUCUUCUACCCAAAUUGGCUGAGGACAGUGAAGGUAAGUUAACACAUUGGCUACUUCAGAUGUGAGUUUCACUGGUCUCAACACUCCUGUCUUUCCAUCUGUUCUUGGAGUACGCUGCAUUGCAGUGGAAGAAUGCUUCUGACCACUUGCUGUGACUCAGUGUAUUACUGGUCCCCACCAAAGGUUUAGGGCUUUGGGUAACUGCAGGAAAAAGAGAGGGGGCUGAUAAAACAGAAAGGCAGAAAAGGAAGUAAAAAAAGAAUGAUUGGCUUUGCGCAGCUACUAUGGAUGGCCAGCUCCAUCCAUUCAAGCUUACUGCUUUGAAAGCCAGGAAUCUGUACCAUUUCCCAGUGCCUCAAUCUGUCAUUCAUCUCCGAUUUCUUGACCAGUAACUAAAUUAGUAGGCUUCCAAGCCAUCCAUUGCGAGGGAAAUUAAUGGGGGCUGUCUUAGGAUGCUGUAAUCAUUAAAAUACUAAAUUUGCAAGGCAACAAAAUUACUAGCAUUGAAUCCUCCAAGAGGAACAGUUAGUCGGAGCUGAGUCCUGAUGUUUACACAAGUCAGCAUUGGCCUGAGCCAUUCCCGUUGGUUAACUCCUCUUUUAGUAUUAUUUUUUUAACUAAGUUGCAGUAUGUGAGUUAGUUUCGCUCAGAAUUCUGAAUCCCCUAGUGUACCUGUAGGGCUGUCAAAACAUGUGCUGUGUGAGCAGAGGGGUAAUGCACUGCCGUGCAGAUGAACUCACGUGUGCCUGUUCUGUAUUACUCAACAAUAAUCAACAUGUCAGUGUUACGGGAGCUGUGGGAAAAGACCGAACAUUUUUUAAAAGCCACAUGGCUCCUUUUUUAAAAACAAAAAGUAGUCUGCUGCAGUAUUUAACUCUGUGCUCAUGCAGGAGCCCUGCAGUGGACAGAGUGAGAGCGGGGUUUGGGAGGGGCAGGGAUUGUGCAGAGGCCAGCAGUUGAGCUGGCUGGGUGUCCUAAGUGAUUUGCAUUGUGAGAGAGAAGCAUUCAGUCUUAGGGCUCGUCUACACUGGGAGGGUGGGAGGGGAUCGAUCUAAUAUAUGCAACUUCAGCAACGCUAUUUGCGUAGCUGAAGUCGAAGUAUCUUGGUUCGACUUACCUGGCCGUCCUCACGGCAGCGAGUCGACCGCCACGGUUCCCCCGUCGACUCUGCUUACUCCUCCUGCCGAGGUGGAGUAUGGGUGUCGAUUCGGGGAUCCAUUUUAUCGCGUCUAGAUGAGACACGAUAAAUCAAUCCCCGAUAGAUCGAUUACUACCUGCCGAUCUGGCGGGUAGUGUAGACGUGGCCUUAGUGCCACUGAUGCAAUAUGUGGCUUUUAUUCUCUGAACAUUUGUGUGCUGUGAACGGCUCUGUGCUUGAUGUAGGAAGAGUAGUGUCCGCUAUCCAGCUGGAUCGCUGCAAAUCAAAAUCGCCCGCAAGGCCUUGGUGACCUCUGCCCUCCUAUGAGCUUGCAGAGAGAGAGCAAAUUUGGCAGAAAUAGAGAACUCUGGGGUUGCAUUGAAUCUAGUUCAUAGAAUCAAAGACUUCAAUACAUCUUGAUCUCAGAGAGAAAGCGCAAUAAAAAUAAAUACAGCAGAAGUGAAUUCACAGCAUGGAAUGAAGGCAAAACUCAGCACUGCACAGAAGCUAGUUAUCACCAGGGCAGGGGGGGGCAAAUACAAUAUAGGGCUGAUGAGAAAGGGAGCUUCCCUAGCUCCACAUUUAUGAAACCAGUAAGCUGCUUGUUAACCAAGAGAAAUGAGGUUCCCUGUGGAUCUAUCUCCAGUGGGAGCCCUGAAUAUCUGAUAGGAAAUCUGAGUCACAGAUGAUUUUUCUAGGUUUCUGUAUUGGUGAUCAGUCAGUAGAGAGAGAUAUUGUUGGCCAAAAACAGAGAAAUUGGGUUCUAGAUGUGAAGUGAUUAUACAUCUACAAACUUUUUUUUUUUACAAGCCAUGAACUUCUUAAAAAAAAAAAAAUAGCUACCGUUAGAAAUGUUACAGCAAAAAUUUAACAGAUGGAUAUACUAUGGUAGCCUUUCUUUAUUCUCAUUGUGAGUGAAGAGUUCUGUAACCUUAAGACAAAACACUGAGCCAUAGACUUAUCCCCAGUCCAUGCCUACAGGUCCUGUUGACGUUCGCAUCGGUCGGAGUUUGGCAUAUGGAUUGAGGGCUCAAUAUGCCCCUUUUGCUUUACCAGCGUUGCCUGUAUAAGCUAAGGUCUUGUGUUCUGAUCUUUUGUAAAUUUCAGUCCCUGUAAUAUCUGGAGAACUAAAUGAUAUUUUGUAGCACUUACAACUUAACCCAAGCAAGAUGUGUGUCUUUUUUCCCCCGUCCUCAAAAGAUAUGCAUGCUUUUCUGUGACCUUAUUUACUGUUAUUCGAUUCACAUAGUCUAACAUACGAAGCAAAUUUGCUAAACUGAUUUCUUAUUUUGUGAUGUGUAUACCAGGAAGCAGGCGACACAGCAAGACUGGGCACAUAUCAGAGCCUGGGGAGAUUGCGUCACCUGCAUAGAUGCUUGUUGAACAGGCUUGUACUUCAUAUCCGUGCCUUGAUAUGGGCCAGACUGUGAUGCCCUUGUUCUUCUAAUAGUCCCAUCGACUUCAGUGGGAUUUCACGAUGGGAAUUUUUUUAUUCCAUUGAAGUCAAAGGGACCAUUGGUAAAGUAAGAGCAUCACAGUCUGACCAUAAAUCUCCUAGGAGAAGAAGCGAAGAGGACUUUGCAUUGCAAAUCCCUUCAUGUCCUGUGGGGGCAAGUGUAUGUAUGUCCUGCUGGGGUGGGGGGUGUCUUAUGGGGCGGGGUGUGUGUGUGCGCGCGCGACGUCUCUGUUAGCUGAGGGUUUUUUUAGCUUAUUCUCAAUUUUGGGGCUUGAAGAGGUGGAAGGGGGGUUAAUUUUAAAAAGAGGAUAUAACUGACCUGUAAAAGUACAAGCAGUGCUGUCUCAACACCAGCUCUGAAACAGUAAACAGAUGCAUGUCAGGGUUCAUAAGUAAUUGACUACACAUACUGAUAUCAAACAAUAAGGCACUCUGUGUCAUCUGCAGAUUAAUUCUAAAUAGUAAUACUUUUCUGACUCCUAGGAGACCAAUUAUAGAUAAGUCCAGAAUUGUCUCAGAAUUGCAUGCCCCAAUACUCUCCUUACCUGUAAAGAUCUCCCAUUGAGCGAUAAUCCACUUUCUGAAAACUCUCAAAGCACAUGGGUUCUUAUGUGCUAGAACAGGGGUUCUCAAACGGGGGGUCGGGACCCCUCGGGGUCACGAGGUUAUUACAUGGAGGGGUCACGAGCUGUCAACCUCCACCCCAAACUCCGCUUUGCCGCCAGCAUUUAUAAUGGUGUUAAAUAUAUUAAAAGUGUUUUUAAUUUAUAAGGGGGGUCCACUCAGAGUCUUGCUAUGUGAAAGGGGUCACCAGUAAAAAAAAAAGUUUGAGAACCACUGUGCUAGAAUAUAACAGCACCAUGAAAUUAUGAUCCACUUUUUAAGAAGGUUUUAGCUUUCUGUAUCAUCAGAGGUAGCUAGUGUUCUCUGCAGGGUAGAUGGGGAGUGCCAUAGUAAAGAUACACAAACUUAGUUUAUCUAGAUUUAGGGGGAAAGGGUGGGGGUUAGCAAACAGUAGUCUAACCUCAAUAUCUUUUCUGAUUGUAGGCGCACUCUUAAUCAAUAAUUAAGGGACCAAAUUCUUCUACGGGAGAGAUGUUUAUUUGAAAAAUUAGGGCAAAAUUCUCCCCUCUCAUGAUUCAUACAUUGAAGCUAGACACUGAUAUUUGGUGCUUUGGACAAAACCGAUGAGGGUAAGAAAGCCAAACAUUGGAGCAGCCUUAUGCCAGAUAAAGGCAAAAUUCUCUUCCUGCAUCUAACUGUAAAAUAAGCCUCUCUUAUAGUUUAGUAAAUUGCUUAAUAAUGGUAAUAAGGUAUGUCAGGCAGCCUCUAGAAAUUGCACACUAUUGAUAUGCAGUAGAGAUGAGGCUGAACGUCUGAGUGGGGUUAAUCUUGUAGCAAUAGCAUUAAAUUCCCAGAAAUUCCCUGCCCUUGCUUUGUGCCCAUUGGGAGUCCACUGUUGCAAAGCCAAACUAUGACUGCAAGCAGCUUCUCCAGUGUAGCCAAAAUAAAGUGAGAUGCAUGGGCUGCUUUUCCCAGUGCAUUGUCUGGGGAGCUAAUAUGCUUGUGGUUCCUGCUAAGGACUAGGUUCUGAAAUUCCUACUGGGACAGAAUUCCUGUUUGAAGUCAAACUUGCCAGAGUAAAAACGAUAGGAUCAUCCCCUGGAGUGCAGUGUGACUUGAUCCUCUUGUUCAGGGUGAAGUCAUACUCCAGCUGACAGCGAAGACUUAAUCCUUGCUUGUCCAUUGCUCUGCAAUCAUUGCUCUGCAAAGUGUGGCAGCCCUAUUUGGUUUUUUUUUUCUCAUCAGUAGAUAAUUUAAUAAAAGUAUCUUCUUUCUGAAUCAAAUCAAAUCUAUGAAUUGUGUCAUGUCAGUGUGAGAGCAGAGGCCACCACCAUGACAGCUUGAAAUGUCUGUUUCCUGUUCCGUUUCAUUUGGGGUGAGGAGUUUGCUAGGUGAAGCCUCUCUAGCACCAAAGCAGUAUUGACCUUGGGGUAUUAAGUGAUAGUGCACAGGCUGCAGUUAAUGAAAUUUUCUUCUCUUUCAGCGAUAAAACCAUGGGAAAAUCAAGCAGGGAAGGGGAUAGGCUGUACUGUGUGUCACAAUAGAGUUAGCAGUGGAUCCAGAGAGAGCUGAAGACAAAUGUAUAAUCCUAUACUACAGUAUGUCAGAAUAGGCCAUGGUGUAGGGACACACCAGUUAAUUGGAUUUUCCAUUCUAAACCCUUACCUGCAAGAUGCUCAAUGGCUGCGGCUAAAAACUUCGUAUAUGAGAUUUAACUCCUGCCACUCUGGGAGAAAACAGGAUCCUAGCAGGGAUCAAAGGAUAAGGUAUUUUUUAAAAAUCUGUUUGUUUAUAUGAAAGUGGGAAAAUGGGGAGGGGGGGUGUUACCAUUUGUCGGUGAUCUGGCUGUCCUUGGUAUUUGCUGCACUCCAUAAUUGAAAAAUAAUUAUUUUUAGAAUUGAUGUGCAUAAGGUUGGGACUUUCUACAUAAAAGAAACCAUUUCGUCAUCAAUGACAUUGAGGUUUUAUGUUCAGUCAGGUUUUUUUAAGUUUCGUUUACCCUAAACACACGUUAAGAAAUGAAAUUCAGUUAUCCACAUUCUUAAAACUGCCUGUGGGUGAAAUCUACCCAUUACAGGAUCUGUGGAAAACCAUACAGGCCAUUUAUAUCCCAUGUAAGAGCUUCAGAGCAUAUGGAGUCUUUCAGAGGCCUUCUGUGCUGGGAUGAAUUUCAUCUUCAGUACACACUGGUGGGCUAGAAUGUCACUACCCAGUGAUCACCCAUUUCUUCAAGAAGUUUUUAGACCCAUCUGUAUUUCAGAGCUGGCAUGAACACAGACUCAAUGAAGGAGUCCAAGUUAAAUACAUACAUACUUAAUCUACCAUGAAGGAGUCAAAUUCUGCUCUCAAUUACUAUUGUGGUGUUACCAAAGUAAAAGUGAGUCACUGGGGUUGCAUCAUAAUAACAGAGCAGAAAAAGACCCAAUCUGUCUGUGUAGGUGAGUGCCUAGCACGUAACUGUGCUGAGGGCUGUCAGUAUCUUAUACGAACCAGUCAAGUUGCCUGUGUUGUUGCUGUUCUGCAUUAUGCCUGACUUGGUCAGCGUGAGUGUUGCCACUGACGUGCCUCAGAAUGACCAUGAGCUGAGCCAAAACCUCUGAACUAGGAGAUCAGAACUUCAGUUCUGAUUUAUAAUCUCUCUUGGGCGAAAUCGUAACACUAAUGUAGGUAAAGUUAUUAACAAACAAAUUAUUUGUAUUGCAUUGCUUGAUUCUUAGCUUCACUACUUUUCAGUGGGGCAGAAUAACCUUUCCUCAUCUAACUGGAAAUGGAAAAUAUGAAUGGGCUUAAAAGAGCUGAGGACAUUCCCCAAACAAAGCAGUUCCUCAUGUCUCUCCCUCCCCCCCAUCCUCUCAGCAUUCAUUCACUAGAGCUGAUGGCCAGUAUUCCUCCCUAGAGAAAAACUAGCUUUCCGAAAUGUCAAAUUCUGUAAUUUUAGGGCAACCCCUUCUAAUUUCCAGCUGUCCUUUAACCUGCUGGAGGCUUUAGAAAUAUGCACUAUACAAGUCAUCCUUAAACAUUCAUCUGGCUGACAAGUCUGGGCAAUACCAGCAUUCUAAGGUUAAACACUAGUGGCUGUGGCUCUAAUGCCUACUUGGUUCCUUUUUAAUUUUUUUACAUAGUUCCUUGGUUUUGAUCCAUUGCCUUGGUAAAAUUGCUUAUUGGGUCCCUAAGCCAGCAGAUCAGACAGCACUAGUUCAUAACAAUUAAACCAGAUGAGGCAGUUUCACACGUUAUUUCCAGGGAGACCCUUUCAGAACUUGCUUACAGGGAAACUUCAUUUAUAAAGGAGCAAAUUGGCAAUCCCAAAUUGUUCCAGUGCAUAACAGUGCAAACCUCCCUGUAUAGUGAUAUUAUUAUGCAGUGGGGAAAUGAUUUGAGUAUCAGAAGGUUCCACUUUAGUCAGCCAGAGCCUAUAAUAUGGUUUGCAUUCUGGCUUGGGAGUUACUUCAUACACGGACAUCCCAGCUCAUCUUUGGGAGCAGAGCAUAGUUCUAUAUCUACUGAAUCACUAGAUUUGUCUCCCAUUAAUCAUCAUCGCUGGCAUGACUUCCUGAUGGCAUUUGUGCACUUGAGACAGCAGGUGUUAUUCUCCAGUGUGUUGCAUCUUGUGGGGUCACAUCUGUGCCAAGUUGGUGUCAGAUGCCGCUGUUUUCACCGAGUGGCAUUUGUGCAAAUGGCGUCACAAGUCGCAAAGCAGUGGCCCCGGUGACUUUUGUUCUAGUGACAUUGAGAUGGCCUCUGAACUUACUUUAGCAGAAUGAUCCCCAUGACAGUCUCAUUUUUGUAAAUAAUAUUUAAGUCGCUUUACUGUUGCCACCAUGUACUCUUAGUCUCCAAAGAGCUGGAAUACCGGGGACUCUAACCACACUCUGUCCUGUUGUGUUGGAGAUUUUGCAGCCUUCUAAUCAGGCUUAUGAAUCUGAAUCAUCUCUGAAAUAAAUGUUUUAAAAACAAAACUCUGUGCUGUUUGUUUACCGUUCAGUAACCUAAUAGUAGCCUGCCAGCUCCAUUUACCUCUUACACACAUAGAGCUUUCCGAAUCAAAGUGCUUUUCCCUUCAAGGGUACACAUCUGUUGACAAAACAUCUGCAUUACUGAUUGCAAAUGCAGGACCUAAUGAACAGAGCAUGCACAGUGUAUGCACUCUAGUCCUUGUCAAAUGCAAGAGGUGCAUAUCAAACAAAAAAAAUACAUGGUUUUAGUAUGUGAAAAAUUUGCUUUUGAAUUAUGUUUUUUAUAUCUAAAGAUUUUUUUCAUUUUAUGAUGUACUUUCCAAAGUUCAUUCCCUUAGCUACUUUCAGUUCCAACUGCCAAGACAAUCGUAAAUGUAAAGCAUUAAGCAUAUUGUUAGUCUCUAGAGUUAGCCAUUCUGUUUAGUAAGGAAUAAAACUUUGUGUACAGUUUUUUGGGGGGAGGGGAAUUGUUUUUUAAUAGAUGUGCAGGCUGAUUGUUUACUGAAGUCAGAUUUCUGCUUGGAUUUGACACACUCCGCUUUUCAUUGAUCACAGACAGACUUCAAACUGUCUUUUUUGGUAGGAUUUCCAGCCUUCCCUCAAUCUGUGCAUGAACUUUUGAUCCUGAAAUGGCUUUGUGCUUUCCAGAAUCAUCUUUCUGGAGUUUAAAUGCAUUUGGGUUUGUUGUUUUGUUGGCUUUUGAGCACAUCAAAUAAAAUUGCCCUGUACUUUCCCAGCAUAUCCUAUUUCACCAGACCCAGGAAUUUCACGUAAUGGAAUUCAUCAAAGCUGGAGGAGGGACUUUCCUUGGGAGAUGUUGGGCAAUUUGGAAACAAUCCAUUCUCCCCACUUGAAAUCCAGCCACCUGAAAAGCAACUCUGUGUGUGAACACCAGAGGCUGAGGUUUGAAUUUAUGCUGUUGGGUAACAGAUGAGACCGGUCAUUUUAAAGCUGAGUUUCCGAAUCCAUUAUGAAGAUGUUCAUAAUCCUAUAACGAAUGGUCUCCAGGGCCCUCCCUGUGAAAUCCGGGGUGAUUGUUUAAAGGAUGGUUUGGAUUCUGUGCACGGGAAUGUCUUUCAGGCCCCAGUGAGGUGGUGGGAGAUGAGCCCUUCAGCAUGCCUGUAAGGCAUUUUGGAGGCUGGGAUUCGUUGCUUUAGCCAGCUUUCCAUGCUGAUUUGCUGGUAAAACUUGCUUUGAGGGUGAUGACCAGCAGUCCCCACCAGAAAGAGAGUGGAUAAAAUGCUUAUUUGCCCUAGGUAGGCUUUACAAAUCCUCCCAUUUGUCCUCUACUUGGAGAUCCAGCUCAUCAUCUGAAGGGUGUGGCCUGCCAGGUGCUGGAGCACCCUCAGCAUCCAUUGAAAUUGCUUCAGGUCAAUGGAAGCAGAGGGCAUUCAGCAUUUAGACCCCAAUUUGGCAAAGUACUUAAGCAUGUGCUUAAGUCCAUCCCAAAUUAGCAGAGCUCUUGUGUAUGUUCUUAACUUAAAAUUGAAGUCAAUUCUGUCCAGUAUAGAUACGUGUUCCAGAAUUAGUGCUAAGCACUUUUGCUGAAUGGGGCUGGAUUUUAAGCACAUGCUUAACGUAAAGCAAGUACUUAAGUGCUUUGUUGAAUCAGAGCCAUAUAGUGCUUGACAAAAUCAGGCCCUUAUGAGAUCAUGAGCUUCAGAUAAAGAAAUCUAAUUUAUAAAGCUAAAGGCCAGAGUUUGAUGUCUCCUCCAGAUAAAUGUUUUAUAUUCCCUGAAGUUUUGUACUUGGAAGUGAAGUAUUUGGAUGUGUUUAAAAUAUGACUGUCCUUUUCAGAUGUGAACUUCUGAUUGUUGAUAUAAAAAAGCACAUUUUUGUAAAUGUUAAUGUUUUAAGGAAGUGUAGAAUUAAAAGAGAUUAAAAAAUU
Messenger RNA from Malaclemys terrapin pileata, 11563 nucleotides. RefSeq names its product solute carrier family 16 member 2 (gene SLC16A2). Gene Ontology annotation, biological process: transmembrane transport. The record is from RefSeq and is a predicted model, not a curated record. Lineage: Eukaryota; Metazoa; Chordata; Testudines; Emydidae. The transcript is spliced from 7 exons. Gene Ontology annotation, molecular function: thyroid hormone transmembrane transporter activity; monocarboxylic acid transmembrane transporter activity. The coding region runs from base 560 to 2245 and encodes 561 amino acids.